Syngnathoides biaculeatus (alligator pipefish) is the source of this 900-nucleotide messenger RNA. RefSeq names its product AFG2 interacting ribosome maturation factor (gene airim). The transcript has 4 exons. NCBI's taxonomy places the organism in Eukaryota, Metazoa, Chordata, Actinopteri, Syngnathiformes, Syngnathidae. Gene Ontology annotation, cellular component: nucleus; cytoplasm. The record is from RefSeq and is a predicted model, not a curated record. Bases 155 to 763 code for a protein of 202 amino acids.
UUGUCCACAAGCAACACGGUGAACGUGUGGAACGAGAAAGGGAUGUGAAUAAUCAUUUUAAACCUUGUUUUAAAUAAGAAUCCGAUAUAAAUUAUUUUUGCCAAGGUAUAUAUCUCAAUUUGAAGCCGAGUAGUUAUUCAAAUCGGCCACAAAGAUGUCGAAAUCUGCCAUACUAACCAUCCAUCAAGUAUUGAGGAGAUGCUUCCAGAGUCUGGAAAGCAACCAAAAACUGUGGAUGAGCUUGGUAGCAGAAUGCAUCCCUCUCAUGGCAUCCCUGGAGAACUUAGCGGAGCAGUCGAGGGCGCUUUCCAACGUCCAGCUUUCCAACACGCCGCUGAAGGACUUUCCUCAGUUGGAGGAACUGCUGCGUUUCAAGCUCUCGCAAGCCAUGGAUACUGUGUUGUGCAAACUCCAUGAACAUUUGGCCUCGCUUCAGUCUCUAAGAGAUUCUGUGACUCACCAGGUCUCAAAUGUUGUCCAGUUGUAUGAGCAGAACACUGAUAGUCUGGAUUUGGUCAGUGUAACAGAACGCUCAGCCACCGCCCCAUCAGUUGCCGACAUGCUGGAGUGGCUCCAUAAUGCCGAGCGUCACUAUCAACGACAAUUCAUGAGGAGAAAGAUUCUGCUGCACACGCUCAGUUUGGGCAACCUCAACAUUUUGGUAUCUGCUACCAAGAGAUGGAAAGACUUGGAGACUCCCAGUGCAGAGGAUCAAAUCGCAGAUACACUUUGCAAAGUGUCCUUCUUUGUGGAGUGUGGAUAAGUGGAGAAAGAAAGACAAGUCCAAUGCUUGCACUCUGACAGGAUUGUAAUGGAAUGAUUGAGAGUGUCAAUGGAACUAUACAUAUUUGUAGCUUAAUCAUUAAUCAUUUUUGAAAAAUAAACACAGCUUCAUUACCA